GUCAUACGAUCCUUUCAACGUGGAUCCAUAAAUGAAUGGUGGGCUCGACGGCCACACCAUGGCGCACAGAGCCCUGAUUGGCUCUCUCUGGCUAUAUAUAUUGUGGCAAGGUGUGACACUUCCAAGAAACGACAACCGCUAACACAACAAAGAACAUCACAAACCUAUCAACGAUGCGAGCGCAAAUACAGAAGGUUCCCCAGAUAGUGGAGCUGCUGAAAAAGAAGUCAGUGGGACUGCAGCAUUUUAAGCCCACGUCCUCAGUGUGUGUGCUGGAGGAGAAGGAUGCUGUGGAGACAGCGCCGCUCUGCCCUCAUGCAGCCUCCAGAGCGCAUGCUGCGCACAGCCUGGAUGCCAUUCCUGGUCCUACCAAUUGGCCCCUAGUUGGCAGUCUGGUAGAACUUCUGCGUAAAGGAGGGCUCACUAGGCAACACGAGGCUCUGGUUGAUUACCACAAGAAAUUUGGUAAGAUUUUCCGAUUGAAACUGGGCUCCUUUGAGUCAGUGCACAUUGGUGCGCCUUGUUUGCUGGAGGCGCUCUAUCGGAAGGAGGGCAAUUACCCUCAGAGACUGGAGAUCAAGCCGUGGAAAGCUUACAGAGACCUAAGAAACGAGGCAUACGGACUCCUCAUUCUAGAGGGGAAAGACUGGCAAAGAGUGAGGAGCGCGUUCCAGCACAAGCUCAUGAAGCCCACAGAGGUGGUGAAACUUGACAACAAAAUCAACCAGGUGUUGGUGGAUUUUGUUGGAAGAAUUAAAAAUAUUAACAAGAAUGGAAAAAUUGAGGAUUUGUACUUCGAGCUGAAUAAAUGGUCAUUUGAAACGAUUUGCCUGGUUCUGUAUGACAAGAGGUUUGGUCUUUUGCAAGAGAAAGUCAACGAGGAAGCUAUGAACUUCAUCACAGCAGUGAAGACAAUGAUGAGCACUUUUGGCAUGAUGAUGGUGACACCAGUGGAGCUUCACAGGAGUCUCAACACUAAAACAUGGCAGGAUCACACAGCAGCUUGGGACCGCAUUUUCAGCACCGCCAAAGUCUACAUCGACAAGAAAAUGAAGAGGAACACAAACCGAGCACCUGAUGACUUAAUUGGUGACAUCUUACAUCACAGCUGUCUUUCCAAAAAGGAGCUGUAUGCUGCCAUCACUGAGCUCCAGAUCGGAGGAGUAGAGACGACCGCCAACAGUAUGCUGUGGGCUAUUUUCAACCUGUCACGUAACCCUGGCGCCCAGAGAAAGCUGCUGGAGGAGAUCCGAGCUGUGGUGCCCCCAGACCAAGACCCAUGUGGAGAGCACAUCAAAAGCAUGCCCUACCUCAAGGCCUGUCUCAAGGAGUCCAUGAGGUUGUCGCCAUCAGUCCCAUUCACAAGCAGGACUCUGGACAAAGACACUGUGUUGGGAGAUUAUGCCAUUCCCAAAGGAACAGUUUUAAUGAUUAACAGUCAUGCACUGGGCUCCAAUGAAGCGUACUUUGAUGAUACCAAACAGUUCAAGCCUGAGCGAUGGCUGCGGGAGACUAGCACCAUCAACCCUUUUGCCUAUGUGCCCUUUGGCAUUGGAAAGAGGAUGUGUAUUGGACGAAGACUAGCCGAACUACAGCUGCAGCUAGCAAUGUGUUGGCUGGUACGAGACUUCGAGAUUGUGGCAACUGAUAAUGAGCCCCUGGAUGUGAUCCACUCUGGACUUUUAGUUCCCAACAGAGAGCUGCCUGUUGCCUUUAUCAGGAGAUGAGGCUGAAUCUUGCUGACAUGAAGACAACAUCACUGUUGCUGAUGGUCAUGUGACUCCUCACUUUGCUGCUCUGUAAAUAGAAAAAACAAAACAACAAAACAAACAAACAAACAAACAAAAAAAAAAAACACACACAAAUGAUUUUAGUUUUUACCACAGAUACCUCAGUCCUAUUUAAGACUACUUUGUAGACUACAUUCUAUGAUUUGUUAUGGCUGACCAAAAAGUGAAUGUUGCACCUAGGCAGCUUUCCCCAAAUCUUAUGUAAACACAUCACCUCACUAAUAUGUACAUAAAUAACCAUUGUUGAGUGUACUGUAUAUAUUGUAGUUUAUUUUUCACUGUGUGUAUAUACAUGGUACUCUGUAUUAUAGUACAUUGUUUUACAUAGAAGCUAUUUUAUUCAAAUGAUUUACAGCAUGAAUAAAUGUAUUAACUAUA
This is a messenger RNA of Boleophthalmus pectinirostris (great blue-spotted mudskipper), 2168 nucleotides long. RefSeq names its product 1,25-dihydroxyvitamin D(3) 24-hydroxylase, mitochondrial (gene cyp24a1). Lineage: Eukaryota; Metazoa; Chordata; Actinopteri; Gobiiformes; Gobiidae. Gene Ontology annotation, molecular function: oxidoreductase activity, acting on paired donors, with incorporation or reduction of molecular oxygen; heme binding; iron ion binding. The record is from RefSeq and is a predicted model, not a curated record. The coding region runs from base 174 to 1727 and encodes 517 amino acids. Gene Ontology annotation, cellular component: mitochondrial inner membrane. The transcript is spliced from 12 exons. Gene Ontology annotation, biological process: cellular response to peptide hormone stimulus; cortisol metabolic process; glucocorticoid biosynthetic process.